Molecule: messenger RNA, 4784 nt
Organism: Epinephelus moara (kelp grouper)
Lineage: Eukaryota; Metazoa; Chordata; Actinopteri; Perciformes; Serranidae
Gene: angpt1
Product: angiopoietin 1
Exons: 9
Coding region: 531-2120 (529 amino acids)
Biological process (GO): Tie signaling pathway; angiogenesis
Molecular function (GO): receptor tyrosine kinase binding
Source: RefSeq, a predicted model, not a curated record
CUCACAUUCCUCUGCAGGCUCUGUGAGGGGCAGGCGCAGAGUGUGCUGGAAGCUUGGAGCUGCUCUUCAGAGUGAGAGUCUCUCUCACUCUCCCCAGUCGUUAAGCCAGAGAGAAGAGGAGGAAGGGAAGGCAGAAAGACCAGGGGAGGUCUGACGACACCAUCUCAGCUUGCUCGGCACCUAUUUUAAAUGCACAGAUUGAUAAAUGCAAGCACACAGUCUGGCUUUGGUUUACUGGAGGAGCAUCAAAAUUUACAACCAACUUGUCACUCUGCAAGACAUGUGUGUGACUUUCCCUGCCAGGACAAAAACUUAAAGGAGCUUUGGAAACAUAGCAUGUGCAAGUGUCCAUGGCGAGAGCAGCAGUAGCUUUCAAUGCUGGAGGUCCAGCGUUAGGAUGGAUGACACAGGCUAAUACUGCCCUCCACCACUUUCUAAUCCAGCUUUAAAGGGAACCUCCAGUCAAACGAAGAAGGAUCAGCUAAAGAUACAAGAACUUCAUUCACCUGCAACUUUUACUCCAGGCUGAUAUGAUGCUGUGGUACAACUUUGGCAGCCACUUGCUCUCUCUGGCAGCACUUCUGGUGAUUGUGAGCAGCGGAGGAGGGGAGCAGCGGAGAGCGACUGAUAGCAGCAGCACAGGUGGCAGCAGCAGUAGCAGCAGUAGUGGAGGAAGUAGUAACAAUAAUUACAGCAACAGGCGCUUUCAUAAGAUCCAGCAUGGCCAGUGCACCUAUACGUUCAUCCUACCUGAGGGAGAUGGAGCCAGAGGUUCCUGCAGGGAGGCAAAAGCCGGUAGCCCGCAGAACAACGCCAACUCUCUCCAGAGAGACGCUCCGCCACCUGAGCCAGAGUUUCCCAGCCAGAAGAUCCAGCAGCUCGAGCACAUUAUGGAGAAUUAUACCCAGUGGCUACAGAAGAUUGAGAACUACAUCAAAGAGAGCAUGAAGACAGAGAUGGCUCAACUGCAACAGAGCGCCGUCCACAACCACACAGCAGCCAUGUUGGAAAUGGGCACCAACCUUCUUUCUCAGACAGCUGAACAAACACGCAAGCUAACUGACGUUGAGACGCAGGUUCUGAAUCAGACAUCCAGGCUCGAGAUCCAGCUGCUGGAAAAUUCUCUCUCUACAAACAAGUUGGAGAAAGAGUUAAUGAUCCAGACCAAUGAGAUCAACAAGCUGCAUGACAAGAACAGCCUCCUGGAGCAGAAGAUGUUAGACAUGGAGAUGCGACACCGCGAGGAGCUGGAGACGCUGAAGCAGGAGAAGGGGAGUCUGCAGGCCCUGGUGGGGAGGCAGAGCGGGGUUAUCGGGGAGCUCGAAGCCCAGCUGAGCCGGGCCACAGGAAACAGCACGGCCCUGCAGAGACAGCAGCAGGAGAUGAUGGAUACCGUCCACAACCUGCUCAACCUCUGCUCCAAAGACGGAGUUGUGCCUAAUAGCACAAAGGCUAUUGAAGAGAAGAAGUUUCGCGACUGUGCCGACCACUACCAGGCUGGCUUCCAUAAGAACGGAGUCUACACCAUCCAGAUCGGCCCUCAGGAGACCAAAAAGGUGUAUUGCAACAUGGAAACAGCCGGUGGUGGUUGGACGGUCAUCCAACGCAGAGAAGACGGCAGUGUGGACUUCCAGAGAACGUGGAAGGAGUACAAAAUGGGUUUUGGGAGCUUGUCUGCAGAGCACUGGUUGGGGAACGAGUAUGUUUACCAGCUGACCAGCCAGAGACAGUAUGCCCUCCGUGUAGAGCUGACAGAUUGGGACGGACACCAGGCCUUCUCACUGUAUGACCGCUUCCAAAUCGGCAGUGAGAAACAAAACUACAGGCUGUUCCUGAAAAGCCACAGUGGGACUGCAGGCAGACAGAGCAGUCUUGUAAUCCACGGAGCAGACUUCAGCACCAAGGACAUGGACAAUGACAACUGCAUGUGCAAGUGUGCCCUCAUGCUCACUGGCGGUUGGUGGUUUGAUGCUUGUGGCCCGUCCAACCUUAACGGCAUGUACUUCACCCAAGGACAACACGUAGGGAAGUUGAAUGGUAUCAAGUGGCACUACUUCAAGGGCCCCAGCUACUCGCUACGAGCCACGCUCAUGAUGAUCCGCCCCCUGGACUUCUCCUAGUCUUUUGAACUUUUAACUUUCAAACGGCUAUGUAGCACAUUAGAGGGACGCUUCCCAGUUUAUCCUCUUGUUUCAUCUCACUUCGCUGGCCAUGGGAGUCAUCCAAUGAAUCUUUUUUUAUUCAACCUGGUUCCUUCCCGGAGCAACAGCUAUUCCUGUGCUGCUGUUGCAUUGUAACCUUUUCCCUCAAUAAACUGAAAAGCAGCCACGAGGAGGAAGAAAGGCACUCCUGAACUGAUUCCUGUUCACAGGCAGAUUCACAAACGUGACAUUAUUCAGGAACAAAUGCGCCCAGGUGUGUUAUCUGACACCUGGAAUCUGUGCACAUUUUGAGCGCACCAUAAUGUCAGCUUGUAUGAAGAUGCAAGCACAAUCUCAAACCAUGAUUUUCCAAUUUCCUGGGGACCUGCGUUGUAAUAAUAUGGAGGACUUGAACUCUUGAAUGGAAAGCAGCUAUUACAGAGCAGCACUGACUCUUAAACUGCAGGACCGAACUGACCUGGAACGGUCUGAGGAGACAAAUGAGAGACGUUGCUUUUUUUAUUAAAAUGUUGCUCACAGAACGCAGCCCAUACAUUUUUUUUUAAAAUGUAUUAUAUAUUGUGUUUUUUAGUAUUAUUUUUGUUAUCCCAACUGUAUCCAAAGUGAGAUGAAAUUAACUUUUUUUUACUGUACAGUGUACUUUCUGUUUGCAUUAUGUAUAAAACAGGCUCAGCUGUAAGGUUGCUUUGAAAUUCUAGCGAUGAGUUGGUAAUAGUUACAAGGGUCGUUUGCAGUACUUACUGGCUAUUACACACUCGCUGUCUUGACAGUGUGAUUAUUUUUAGAGUUCAAGAUGUGAGGUUAUUAUUGGAUUAGAUUCUGGACUGGGAUCCAUUUGCCUUUUGUUAUUGGCUGAGAAAAGACCUAUACCUGCCAAGGUCCAGAUUGUGAGUGAUUACUUUACCUCUGCUGAAUAUGAAAAACAAGGACAUUAAUACAGAUGCAUGUAAUUAGUGAUAUAUAACAAUUACAGCUGUGUGCACAUGGGGGAAUGGAUUGCACAUUUGCAUAUACAAGUAAUGCUUCAUUUAAAAAACACACAAAAGUACACAAUAUAUCCAGUAAUGAUGACAUACCACAUCAUGAUGCUUCCACAUUUAAGCCCCAGUCAGACAGACAGUGUUUGAGCAAGCCAUGGGUGGCUGUUUGUGAUGGUUUCCAAUGAGAGUGGAGCUCUAUGUGCAUUGUGUUUUUGCAGGAGACUUAAUUUGAAAACGCUUGAACUUAGAGUGGAAACCACCCAACGUUUUCUUCUGAUCUUCCAGUCAGAUGAAUUGAGAGGCCAGCCUUCUGUGAUGGCGAUGACAACAAGUGGUAGCUAAUGUUAGCUCACUUUUAUCGUAAUCCUUCAAGGCAAGCUGCAAGACAUACCUGAACAAACUGUAGCCUCAACUACUUUCUCACCUUUUACCAACUGUAAUUAGGCUUGAUGAUUGACAACAGAUUGUCAUCGCCAGUGGGACCGUCGUCCAGGUGAAGCUCCUGGACCAGCUGGUGGUGCUCCCUGUGAUUUCUCCUCUUUCUGAGGGUUUCAUAUACCCACACGGAUCUCUGUUGCCCUGCGCCCUGCGUCCAGUCCCCAAGUGCCCCCACCAUCAUUUUUAUGCCUCCAUGCUGCCAAUAGCCUCGGCUGGAGGCAUUAGGUUUUUAGGCUGUUUAUCUGGCUGUACACAUAUCCAUCCGUCUCCUUCUUGUGAACGCAAUAUCUCAAAAAUGCCAUGAGGGAAUUUCUUAAAAUUUGACACAAACAUCCACCUGGACUCAGCAAUGAAGUGAUUAGAAUUUGCUUGUCGCAGGUUAAAGGUCAAGGUCACUGUGGCUUCAUAAAACAUGUUUUUGGCCAUAAUUCAAGAAUUCAUAGUCUAAUUAUAACAAAAUUCCACAGAAAUGUCUAAUAUGAUAUGAUGAUUAAGUUGAGACAUUAUAAAUCCAGAAGGUCAAAGGUCAAACUUACUGUGACAUUACCAUGUUCUGCAAAAACACUUUUCUGGCCAUUACUCAAUGUCAUGUCUCAGGAACAGAAGGCGAGACAUUUGGUCAGAUACUGAAUUGGUGACCCUAAUCUUGGGUGCCCAUCUUGAAACUGAUGUACAGAUCUUUUGUGAAACAGCCAUGUUUUCAUAGACAUGGAUGUGAAUUGUUACAGCAACUUUACUGGUUCGUGGAGGCAUGAUACUACAAGGUGGUAAUUCUAGUUUAUGCAGAUUUUAGGGUACAGAUCUGUGAGUUUACUUCGGUUAAACUGAGCACAGGUUAUUCAUUGGUUGCCUAGCAAGAAUUAAAAACAGCUGCAAACAUGCUUCAACAAAAAACGCAUUGCGAUUCGUCUCACUCUGUCUGAUCGGGGCCUUACAAAGAUGUAAAUGCUUAUAUUAAGCUGGUGUCCCAUGUGUACACAACUCCCAAAGAAUGAGGUCAAAGUUCGUAUUACUGAAUCUUAUUUCUAAGUGAAAGGGACAUUUAUGAAAAGAACCCUUAAGUCUAACCUCUUACCUUAAGACAAAGAGCAGAUCAUUAACACAAGUCACUUCCAAAAUGUUUUUCACAGACAUCAACAUGACACAGCCUCAGAAUCCAGCCAGUUUCUGUUUCUCAUCAAUGUAGUUUUGGAAAAAAACAAAA